Molecule: messenger RNA, 708 nt
Organism: Endocarpon pusillum Z07020
Lineage: Eukaryota; Fungi; Ascomycota; Eurotiomycetes; Verrucariales; Verrucariaceae
Exons: 1
Coding region: 1-708 (235 amino acids)
Source: RefSeq, a predicted model, not a curated record
AUGAGGUCUCCAUCUUAUCCUGCAAGCAGUCUUGCUCUAAUUGCCCUUUUCGCUGUCGGGUCGAAUGCGCUAUGCCUUGGUAGCUGCGCCGACUGGGGUUUCGUUGCCAUGGCCGCCGUUACCAACCUCGGCACCACGUCUGUCACCGGCAAAUGCGGCGUCUCCCCUGCUGGUAGCUUGCCACCCCUUGGGCUUACUUGCAGCGGUGGCAAGAUAUUGAACACCCCCGUGUCAGCUCAAUGCCUCGCCGAUUGCGGCAAAGCAUACACAUCUGGCAUGGCAAAGCCCAUCACUGCGACUAUUGCUGGAGCACUCGGAGGCCAGACACUAACUCCCGGUGUAUACGAUCUGACCACCCCGGCCGGUACCAUCUCAGCUGGCACCACCCUCACACUUAAUCUUCCUGCAGGCUCCACUGAUACAUCGGCCCAGUUCAUCAUCAAGAUGGCCAGUACAUUCACCAUCGGCAAUGCGGGAAAAGUCGUCCUAGGCCCAGGAGUACAGGCAUGCAAUGUCUAUUUCCUUGUCGGGUCCUCCGCUACUAUUGCGGACGACGUUGUCCUCAAGGGCAACGUUUUGGCACUGGCUUCCAUCACCGUUGGGAAAAGGCUCAACCAAGUGGGUUUCCUUUGCGCACAAAAUGGUGGAAUCUCUUUUGACAGCGAUGUUAUCACCAACCCUUGCUGUCAAUGCCCCAACGCGACUUAA